GAAGUGAAUCGUAAGAAAUGAAAACAACAAGAUUCACGACACUUGUCUCUAUUUCGUAGCGAAUUUCACGGCCCUUCUCAUCAUUUUGAGUGUUAAAUUAGAAAAAUAUGGAUAUGUUGAGUAGCUGGUGGGGCGGAAAGCCAGAUAACAAAAUAUCGGAAAACAAAGUCAGUAAACAAGAUGAUGGAGGAGGUGAAACUGGACCCAAAGUCAAAGACCGAAACGAGGACGAUACUCCAGCUUUGGAAGAAACGGCUCCUCGUAUUGCAACGCCAGCAGAUACGGGGGACCAAGGGCAAGGUUCCGCUAUCGAGCCAGAGGAGCACCCGAGUGGCGAUGACAACAACGACAAAGAAUCGGUCGACACGAAAGCGAAUGACGGAACAAAAACUGAAGACAAAGGAACACCUGCACUUGGUGGCUUGACCAAAAUGACAAAAGAAGAAGCAGCUGAGGCUGCAGAGGCAGCAUUGAAUUCUGCAUAUAGUUUUGGCAGCUUUUUAUUCAAGAAGGUUUCUGAUACUGCAUCUAAGACAGCUAACAUGAUCCAGAAGACAGUUGAAGAACAGACGAUAGUAGGAGAGUUUACAAGGGAACAGCAGAAGUUUGUAAAGGAGAAGCAUUCCAAGAGAUCGGAGGCAGCUGUACCUCCAUGGGUUGGGUACAAUGAAGAAGAACAGAUGAAAGAACAGAUCCUUGCUUUAUCACAGGACAAGAGGAAUUUCAUGAGGAAUCCUCCGGCUGGCGUCCAGUUCCAUUUUGACUACAAUACCAUCCAUCCUAUCGCCAUGGCAACCCUACAAGAGGAUCCUAAUCUCCAAAAGAUGAGAUUUGCUCUGGUUCCAAAGAAGAUAACAGAAGAGAACUUCUGGAGGAAUUACUUCUACCGUGUUUCCCUUAUCAAGCAGUCUUCACAACUAACAUCAUUAGCAUCAAAAUCAGGUGAUGAAAGGAGAAGAAGUAACGGGACCGGUUCUGCUUCACAUUCAUCAGAUGAAGGUUCAUCGCUAAAAGGUGACAAGACUCCUCCUAUUGAUGUGAAGGGCGCCCCCAGUGCUCCUGCCAAACCCACCAAGUCCGAAGAAGAUCAGCUGGAUAUGGAAACGCCUGACAGUCCACCAGGGUCAGAGUUCAUCAGCGAUGCUUUCAACUCUGAAUUGGAUGAAGAUGAUCUGAUGAAGGGCAUGGAACAGCUAGGAAUGGACAAAAAGGGUGAAGAAGGAGGUGAAGAGGACGUGCCGGAAUGGGAAAAAGAACUUCAGCAAGAGCUUCAGGAUUAUGAGGUCGUUGGGGAGGAGCAGAACGAGGAGUGGGAGAGAGAGAUCAAUCAGAUGCUGGAAGAUGAAGUGGACAAACAAUCGUAAUAAUGGCUGG
Messenger RNA from Lytechinus variegatus (green sea urchin), 1374 nucleotides. Its product is annotated as synapse-associated protein 1-like. NCBI's taxonomy places the organism in Eukaryota, Metazoa, Echinodermata, Echinoidea, Temnopleuroida, Toxopneustidae. The record is from RefSeq and is a predicted model, not a curated record. The coding region runs from base 108 to 1364 and encodes 418 amino acids. The transcript has 9 exons. Gene Ontology annotation, cellular component: synapse; cytoplasm.